Molecule: messenger RNA, 309 nt
Organism: Emiliania huxleyi CCMP1516
Lineage: Eukaryota; Haptophyta; Isochrysidales; Noelaerhabdaceae
Exons: 3
Cellular component (GO): mRNA cleavage and polyadenylation specificity factor complex
Molecular function (GO): protein binding
Source: RefSeq, a predicted model, not a curated record
GUGCACGCGGAGCUCUUCGCCUCCGGAUGCCACGGCGGCGCGGUCCACUUUUGGUCCACGACGCGGCCCGAGGAGCCGCUCUCCUCCUGCCACGGGCACGGCCACGCGUCGAACGCGCACGACUCGGCCGUGUGGGGCGUGGAGCACCCACUUGGCCACUUGCUCGCCUCCUUCUCGCAGGACAUGCACACCAAGUUCUGGAGCCGCGCUCGGCCGGGCGAGCCCAGAACUGCCCCCCGGGACGAGGAGGAGGCGACGGAGCGAUGCGGCCUGAGGGACAGUAACUCUCCUCUGCUUCUGCUACGUUAA